Molecule: messenger RNA, 3824 nt
Organism: Acaromyces ingoldii
Lineage: Eukaryota; Fungi; Basidiomycota; Exobasidiomycetes; Exobasidiales; Cryptobasidiaceae
Product: BRO1-domain-containing protein
Exons: 4
Coding region: 53-3439 (1128 amino acids)
Biological process (GO): protein transport to vacuole involved in ubiquitin-dependent protein catabolic process via the multivesicular body sorting pathway
Cellular component (GO): endosome
Molecular function (GO): protein binding
Source: RefSeq, a predicted model, not a curated record
CGACGACGACGACGACUAAUAGCAGUGGUGUGACGGAAGUCGCUCAGAGAGAAUGACGUCGACACACUUGGCGCAGUCGCCGCUAUUGCGCAUCCCGCACAAGGCGACGGAAGAGGUCGACCUAGCCUCUGUGGUGAGCCAGCUCAUAAAGAACUCGUAUGGCGAGGAUCCACGAAACUACGCAGAGCAGCUGGGCGCGCUCAAUCGGGCCCGGCAGGAUGCCGUUCAGGGCGCCGGAAGCGAUCUGACAGCAAGAGACCUUCUCUACAAGUGGUUCCACAUGCUGGAGAUGCUCGAGCUGCGCUUUCCCGAGCUCAGGGUUCCCUUCCCUUGGAAGGACGCCUUCACGGAGAAGCCCAUCUCGCAGCACUCGCUGGCGUAUGAAAAGGCCAGCAUCAUCUUCUGCAUGGCAGCUGUGCUCUCUUCGCUUGGCGCGAGAACCAAUCGACUAGGCGCCGCUGCCUCAUCGCCAGGCCCAGCGGGCACGCCAGCCAGCCCAACGGCGGCACACUCUUCAAGCGCAAAGAGUGGUGCUGGCAGCGCAGCAACUGCUGCAGCAGCAGCGGUAGCCACGUCGCCCUUGGGAGGCACAAAGCUCGCCUACCAGUCGUUGCGCCAGUCGGCAGGCAUGCUCUCGUACAUCAACGAAAACUUCCUUCAUGCGCCUUCGACUGACUUGUCAAAGGACGUGGUCAAGUGGCUUGUCGACGUCGAGCUGGCCCAGGCCACCGAGGUUUUUUGGGAAAAGACGCUCGAGGAGAAGAAGGGAGGCAGCCUGGUCGCGCGCUUGGCCUGUCAAGCAAGCAUCUUGUACGGGAACUUGGCCGAAGAGGCAAAAGAGUGGAUCACCAAGGCAGUCUUUGAGCGCAGCUGGGGGCUCCUCGUCCAGACCAAAGCAAAAUACUUCGCUUCACUGGCCCAGUACCAUCGUGCGACUGUCGACUCUGGUGCAAGUGCUCAUGGUGUGGCCCUCGUCAGAUUGACGCUGUCGGAAUCCCUAGCAAAAGAGGCGCAGAAGCUCUGCAUUUCCUUUUCCGUCUCGAUUACGGGCUCCCACUCGACGUUGCCUGCCGAUGCAGGCACGUCGCUCAAGUCUCUCAUCGAUGCCCAUUUGGCCCAGGCGACGGCCAAGAAGCAGACAGCGAUCAAGGACAACGACCUCAUCUACCACGACAUCUUGCCCACCGAGAGCACCUUGGCCCCUAUCGAGCCACUGCCGGCUGCGACGCCCAUCAGCAUUCAGGAGGUGUACAGCAGCGCAGAUAUCCAGAAGCUGAUCGGUGCUACGACGGGGGCUGCACCGGCGAAUGACCUCUUCAGCAACCUUGUCCCGCUAGGCGUCCACGAAGCGGCGAGCAUGUACAGCGAGGAAAAGGCAAAGCUCGUUCGUAGCGAAGGCGAAAAGGCGACGCUGGCCGACGGGCAGCUGACGGCCGCGCUGGAGUACAUGGGACUUCCACAAUCACUCAACAAGUUUCGACAGCAAGGCGGUGCUGGCGAUAGUGGCUUUGACGAUCUCAUUGACCCAGGCAAGGAGGUGCGCGAGUGGUCCGAAGAGGAAAUUGCCGGUGGAGGCUCCCUCGGCAUGGACGGCCUCGGCUCAGGCAGUAGUGCCGUCGAUGAUGCGCUGCAGAGCCUCUCUGUUCGGAGAGAGAAGGCCAGGGCAGACAUGCAAGAAGCGUCGCGGCUCCUCGACGAUGAAGCGGCGCAGUGUGAGAAGCUUCGAGUUCGCUUUGGGGAUAAGUGGACCCAAGCGCCAAGUGGAUCGGCGACACGGGCGUUGCGGAGCGACAUCAAGAGUAACCGAGAAGCACUGGACCAGGCCGUAGGAAACGACGAGGCUAUUGCCAGGCUGUGGAAAGAGGAAGGGGCCAUGAUCAGGGUGCUUCUGAGCGGUAAUGAGGGGCUUGAGGCAGCAUUUAUCGAGGCCGUCAGCGGCAGCGGCAACAGCGGAGCUCGAAACGGGUCGCAGCCACAGCUGCUUGAUCUGACAGAGAGUGAGGAGACUGCUGACGAAGAGGAAAAGCGACGGGUGGAGUCGCUCGUCUCGUCCAUCGAGUCGAAUCUGUCGGCUCUUCACCGCGUCAAGCGAGAACGGAGCGACAGUCUUUCGGAACUGAGGAACCGGAUCCAGUCUGACGACAUUUCCCACCUUCUCAUCCUCAAUCGUCGGUCACCUCCCGAAGCGCAGACGCAGCUUUUCCAACAGGAGCUCGACAAGUUCCGCACUCUUACACAGCGCAGCGCUCGGAGUGUGACCGAGCAAGAGCGACUCGUCGGGGAAGUGACAAAGGCCUGGAAGAAGCUCACAUCGACGAACUUGGGCAAAACUCUUUCGACGCAGUACGAAGCCAAGCGAAGUGCUCGUCAAUCUCUCAUUGCAAGGCUAAGGAGGGCCAAAGAUGCUCACGCCCAAGUGAGAGCAGGAUUGGGCAAGGCCUUGGCGUUCUACGGUCAGCUCGAAGAGAUUGGCACGGAGCUGAAGCGGAAUGCGAAGAGUUUCUCGGAAGAGAGGCGAGCAGAGAGGGAACGCCUCAAGCAGGAGGUCGAAUGGGAGGAAAGGGGCACUGAUGGUAGCAGCGGUCUCGAGAGCAGUCUUGGCGGACUCAACCUUGGUCGAGACACUUCUCAGUCUUGGCGCUCAGCCGGGCCCCCGCAAGCACCGCCUCCUCAGCAGCAACAGCAGCAAGCUUAUCAGCAGCGUUACGCACCGCCGCCGCAGCAACAGCCUCAGUACCAACAGACUUCGCAGUAUCAGUCGCCGGUCACGCCAACCUCACCGUAUGAUAACCUCGACUUCGCGUUUGGAAGAGGGUCAGGUGCCUCGGCUGCUGCUGCUGCACCACCACCACCAUCGUCGAGACAGGCUUCGUACGCGUCACCCCCGCCACCAUCGCAUCCGUCAUAUACUUCUCCUCCGCCGCCACCUCAACGCUCUGCUUACGCCUCCCCACCGCCUCCCUCGACUCACUCCAUGUAUGGCUCCGCGCCUCCGCCAUCCUCUUCCCCAUAUGGCUCCGCGCCACCACCCCCGCAUUCGAUCUACGGUUCGCCGCCGCCGCCGCCAACGCAGCCUUCUUCCUCUUCUUACAUGCCACCGCCGCCACCACCUCCGCAACAGCAGUCGUCCAUUGGCCUGCCUCCCCCGCCUCCGCAGUGGAGCAGCCAGGUCGCCUACGGAGCGGCACCACCACCGCAGUCUUCCCAGCAGCAGUACUCCCGCCAAAUGUCAUUGGGACCUCCACCGCCGCCUCUGCCUGGACAAUCCUCCUAUCCUCAACACGGAUCACAACCGGCGCCCCCUCCCCUGCCUAACCAAUACCAGACAUACCAGCAGCCUCAAACGCAGUCACCUUAUGGGGCUUAUCCCCAGCAGCAGCAACAACAACAGCCGCAGCAGGGAUGGCAGCAGCAGCAACAGUAUCCUCCAUAUCGAUGAGAUGGAACAUGGCAAUGCAUAAUUGUGUGGAAGCGAGGUAUACUGCUGCAUGUGCUGUUACAGAGAGGAAAAGGAAAGGCCCUGGAGCUGAGCGAUGAGGUCUUCGACGGCUGAGCGGCUCGCAGCGAGGUUGCCGGCCUCGGCCUUUGCGAACGCGAUCCAAUCGUCAAUGAUGAGGUCGUCUGGUUGAGUGAAGAGCAUAUGGAUCAGUCUCUCCCUCUGUGUGAAAACGCAAAGCAUGCAAAGAAAGAAGGGGGGGAAGAGGGGCGUAUUUGACUCACCGAGAUACUGAAAUCUUCGAAUCUCGUCCCAAACGGCGACUCUGAUCCGGUCGUUCCGCUUCUUGAGCUUCUCAACUAGGGCCUGAUCCUUUACGAUUUCCCCC